GUGAUUUUUAAAGAAUGUUUCUAUAGGAUGGGGUGACAAGCGAGAAAUUGUCCAUUCUCUGAGUCCCGUCCCCUUUCCCUGUCCACCCAGCCCCACACUGGCAGAUUCUGGUCUGUUGGUAGAAGGCAGUGAAGGCUCCAGGUCAUAGUUCCUUGAUUCUGGCACUCCUGACAGUCCAGCCAGAUCAUUCUCCACUGGGGACCCGUGCAUGUAGGGUAACCAGUUAGCCACAUCCCUGGCCUCCAUCCCAUAGAUGCCAGUAGCUUUUCCUUCCCCAGUUGUGACAACCAGUAAUGUCCUCAGACUUUGCCAUAUGCCAAAAUUACCCCUAGUUGAGAACCAUCUGUGUAGCUGGGGGUAGGACAGAAGAGUUGCUGGCCUUGGGUGGGGCGGGGGGCAAUGACAUCGUGCAGUUGGAGGAGGAGGAUGGCUCUGAGGACUUGGCAGAGGCGGCUGUACAGCAAACCGAACGGUUUCCCCACCUGCCUCCCCUCCCCCGUGGUGUCCUGGGUGGCCAGUGACCUCUGCUUCCUGGCUGUAGUUCCCGCUCUUUGUCUUGGCCCGGCCUCGCUGCCAGCUUUGGUAAACCUCACGUGUGAGAUGGCUGGACAUGGCUGGCAUCUCUUGCGUUUGUUUAGGAGAGAGUUAGAUUUGAAUAAGAAGAAUGGUGGUGGCUGGACCCCGCUGAUGUAUGCCUCCUACAUCGGACACGAUACCAUCGUGCACCUGCUGCUCGAGGCGGGGGUGAGCGUGAACGUGCCGACCCCAGAAGGGCAGACUCCGCUGAUGCUGGCUUCCAGCUGUGGCAACGAGAGCAUCGCCUACUUUCUCCUCCAGCAAGGUGCCGAGCUGGAAAUGAAGGACAUUCAAGGCUGGACUGCCCUCUUCCACUGCACCAGCGCUGGGCACCAGCAGAUGGUCAAGUUCCUUUUGGACAGUGGAGCGAAUGCCAACGUGAGGGAGCCGGUGUAUGGAUUUACUCCUUUGAUGGAAGCAGCUGCCGCUGGCCAUGAGAUAAUUGUGCAGUAUUUUCUCAAUCACGGAGUGAGAGUGGACACAAGAGACCACAGCGGGGCCACAGCCCGGAUGCUGGCCAAGCAGUACGGACACAUGAAGAUCGUGGGGCUGAUAGACGCUCACUCGCCUGCUCUGCCCAAGAACGUCUAUCGGAGCCCAGACAAAUUUGAAGACCUAAGCUCUUCGGAUGAAUCCUGCCCCAUUCCGCAGAGACAGAGGCCCUGUCGGAAGAAGGGCCUCAGCAUCCAUGAGGGGCCUCGAGCCUUGGCCAGGAUCACAGCCAUUGGACUUGGGGGCAAGAUGCAGCAGCCUUGCCGUGAGCAGGUGCCUCUGCCGGGCUACGUCACCUUCAACAGCAGCGACGAGAACCCGCUGGCAGCGGGAGGCCUCUGCUACAGGGACGUCACCUCCCCGAUCAAUGACCGCGACGUGGAGAGCAGCAGCAGUGGCAGCCGGGAAGAGCGCGCCCUCUGUGCCAGCCUGGGGGCCGGGGGGCGCAGCAGCAGCAGCGAGGGCCUGACCAGAGCCCCCGGAGUCAGCAGCGAGGCGUCGCUGGAGAGCAACGAGGAUUCGGAUCACGCCUGUCAGAGUUCGGUUCGCAAGCAAACUAAAAGCUACGUGAAGACCAAGAAUCGUUACAGCAACAGCGCCAGCCAGUGGCCUCCCGGCACCGGCACUCCCGGGGCAGCCUCUUCCCCGGGAUCCAUGCCCCAGACGGAGAGGUGCCCCCAUUCAGGACCUCAGGACCUCGCCACGCUGCUGGAGCAGAUCGGGUGUCGGAAGUACCUGCAGGUGUUCGAGGAGCAGGACGUGGACCUCCGCAUCUUCCUGACCCUCACGGAGAGCGACCUGAAGGAAAUCGGCAUCACCUUGUUUGGGCCGAAGAGGAAGAUGACCUCUGCCAUCGCCCGCUGGCACAGCAGCGCCCGUCCCCCCAGCGAUGCCCUGGAGCUGGCCUAUGCCGACCGGCUCGAAGCGGAGAUGCAGGAGCUCGCCAUCCAGCUGCACAAACGCUGUGAGGAGGUGGAGGCCAUGCGGGGCCAGGUGUCGCAGGAGCAGGAGCUGCGCGCCGUGGUGGAGAGCUGCCUCCUGGAGCAGGACGGUGCCCGGAAGGACGUGCACGCCCAGCUGCAGGAGACCUGGGCCCUCGCGCGGGACGCCGCACUCGUCUUGGAGCAGCUGCGAGCCUGUCAAGCGGAGCUGUCAGCCAGAGUGAAGCAGGAGGUGUCCACCCGAGGGUGCCCCCUGGGCAGAGCCCUCCUCCCCACAACUGAUUCCAGCGGCUGGCAGGCCUCGCUGCAGACUCUGAGCCUCCCUGAGCUGUCAGGAGCACUGGAGGAUCGAGUCCAGGAAAUGGGGCGAGUGCUAUGCUCAGUGACCCAGAGCUUGGAGAAGCUGCAAGUGCUGAACGGGAAGGAGAACUGGCGGGAGCCUUAGCUGGGAGGGACGUCUUCCCUUUCCCUUCUCAGAAUCUGACGUUGGGUGACUGAUCCACCCUGAAGCUGUGUGCCUGGAAGACAGGAGUGCGGACAGCAAGCGGCGGUGGCGGGCCGGGCCCCAGCAGGCCGGAGGAUCAAGCCUCCCGAGCAGCCAGCAGAAGCAGCACAGGGCUGGGGCCGGUGCGAGGAGUGAGGCCCCCACAGAAGCAGGACGAAGGCCUGUAGGCCAGAACGUGGGGGUGAGGCCCAGAGCGGGCAGGGCCACGGUGGGAGAGAGCGGAUCCCCGGACACCGCAGGUGCCCCCUGGGAGAGGACUAGGCACCUGGACAGCGUAUGUCAUUUGCUGGAAAAUAAAAUGUAAGCUCUGA
Lontra canadensis (Northern American river otter) is the source of this 2825-nucleotide messenger RNA. It is a transcript of the gene ANKS3, whose product is annotated as ankyrin repeat and sterile alpha motif domain containing 3. NCBI's taxonomy places the organism in Eukaryota, Metazoa, Chordata, Mammalia, Carnivora, Mustelidae. The coding region runs from base 400 to 2454 and encodes 684 amino acids. Gene Ontology annotation, molecular function: protein binding. The record is from RefSeq and is a predicted model, not a curated record. Gene Ontology annotation, cellular component: cilium. The transcript has 15 exons.